AUGCGGCCGUGGGACGAGUCUAUCCAGGGUCUCACGCAAGGUACUGCGCGGCGUGCAGCAGGAUCCCCUCGUCGCCUCGUCCAACAUACAUGUGCCGACGGUGCCGUCGAGGGUUCCUACGUCGGCUGCAACUCUAGGUCGCGGUUAAGCAUGCACAGUAAGUGGCCCAACAACUGGUUUGCCACUGCGCUUCAAACCACACGCUUCCACGUAGAAGAGCCAUGUGCACCCCAUGCAAACGCCGUCGCAGCCGCGGCGCUUCGACACUGGAUGAGAUCAUGUCGACAUCACACAAUUCGCCCUCUACGCCUGCAGUCCUUGACCGGCCCCAGCGAGCAAUGGGCUUCUCCCCGGAAUGCGCUGUUCCCGGUUCCAUCACAUGUCCACGCCGACAUCAGCCCCGGACGCCGGGAUGGCCUCAAUGUGGGACAACUCCCGCGCCAGCAGCAUCGCAUCGCAUCGCAUCGUGGCCGACGCUCGGCAGCCCGCCCCCACCUCGCUGACUCCCCAGAGCAUCCCCGAGAACAGAUAGAUAGUAGGGCGCCUGCUUACUCCGUCGCUGACUCUCCCCGUGUUUUCGCGGCUGCGUAUAAUUUGCAGGGAUAUGCCUCUUGGGCACGGCUGGUCGAGAACCUCGGAGGUCGAGAACCUGAGACCAACAGUCUCGCGCGACUUUGCUGCAUGUCGGCCAUGGCCCCGGACUCAACGGGUGCCGCGUCUCCGGGUCGUCCGGCCCAUCCGCAUCUUAAAGUGUCUGGGGCAGAGCUGAGCUACGCUGGUACGGCGCCGUAA
Molecule: messenger RNA, 792 nt
Organism: Ilyonectria robusta
Lineage: Eukaryota; Fungi; Ascomycota; Sordariomycetes; Hypocreales; Nectriaceae
Exons: 3
Coding region: 1-792 (263 amino acids)
Source: RefSeq, a predicted model, not a curated record